Molecule: messenger RNA, 1954 nt
Organism: Ostrea edulis (European flat oyster)
Lineage: Eukaryota; Metazoa; Mollusca; Bivalvia; Ostreida; Ostreidae
Product: trichoplein keratin filament-binding protein-like
Exons: 15
Coding region: 161-1657 (498 amino acids)
Biological process (GO): apoptotic process
Cellular component (GO): keratin filament
Source: RefSeq, a predicted model, not a curated record
AUGCGUUUUGUAUUUACACUUCCUGUUGACAUUCACUACAGUUUGAGUUUCAGUAUUUUUUAAAAGAAGAAAGAAAAUGUGAUCCUGCACGCUGCAGAAAGAGAUUUUAUGUGCAGAUAGCGUAUGUUACUGAUAGUUACUACACAGAAACAAAUUAAACAUGGCAUUACCAUCCAUGCCGCACUACUGGACAACCCGAAGGAACGUUUACGAGCAGGCCAUUGUUAGGAAUCGAAAUCAUGAUGACCAUCUACGAGAGAGGUGGGGCCACACAGCUGACUACUUCCAGAAGUCUAACAUAGCAGCAACAAAACAGACGGAAUGGGAGUCCGAAAAAUCCCUGAAGUCCAGUAUGGAUGCCUACCAGAAAGGAAAAGACUCUGAAAAGAAAGCAAAAAACUUGGCUCUACGCAGAGAGAAACUAGCAGCCAUGUUAAGACAGGAGAGAUAUAAGUUUGAAGCAGAACUGAAGGGAUAUUCAUUGGACAAUUUUGAUCGUCUGGAAGAUAUGAAGGAUCGAGUGGACUCCUUAAGGAGUGCUCGAGAAGAAAAACGAAAAAAUUUGGCUGAGGAGAAACUUUAUGAACACUGGAGACAAAACAACCCAGAUAUCAGAAAGAUUGAAGCGGAGCAGCUGAAGGAUCAUGUGGUGGACAAGUGGGGGUCUCAAAUGGAAGAGUUUAGAGAGAAAGAAGAGCAGGAAAGAAUUGAGAAAGAAAAGUUCGAGAGAGAAAUGGAAGAAGAACGAAAAGCAGCACUGGAAUUGGAGAGACAGAAGGAAGAAGAUCGGUUAGAGGAGGAGAAGAAAUGGAAGGAUGUAUUGAGGGAGCAGAUGUUUGAGCUCCGAGAUCGAGAAGCUGAGGCGGAGAGACUGAAGAAGGAACAGGACGCCCUGCAGACAGAACAGUGGAGGCUGGAAGAUUUAGAAGAUGAACGCAAAAAGAUGGAGUCAGCUCGUGGUCAACGCGAAAUGGGUCGCAUGCUACUGAGGCAGCACAAGGCUCAGAUGAUGAGAAGAUCUCGACAAAUCCAAGAAGAGCUGGAACAAGACAAGAGGAUGUUAGAGGCUCUGAUUGAGAGAGAAAACGAGGAACGAGAGAUGCUGACCACACGACGGGAAAAGGCCCAAGCCGACGCAGCAUGGAUGAAGCAGGUGAUCGAGGAUCAGUUACGAGUAGAGAAGGCGAGAGAGGCAGAGCUGGACAUGUUGUAUCAAGAGGAAGCAGCUCGAAUGUGGGAGAAGAGGGAUGCAGAGUGGGCCCGAGAAAGCAAGGCCAGGGAGAGGCUGAUGUCAGAGGUAUUUAAAGAUAGACAACAACAGAUUGAGGAGAAGUUAGAGGAGGUGCAGCAGGAACGAGAAGAAUCGCUACGGCAACGGGAAAAACUGAUCGCGGAGAUGGAGAUAGCAAAUCAAAUGACACAACGUGAUCUUGAAAAGGCUGAAGAACAGAAAGAGGCCCUCAAACUCGACCUCGAAGGACAGAUCACAUCACGUCAAGAGCAGAAGUUGACGUCCCGACAGAGGAUGAUGGAAGAGGAAGAAAAUGAAAAACGUCAAGAGCAGGACUACGAGGACUUCCUGCAAAAGGAGACGGAGAGAAUGAGAGUUCGGGGUUUUGCCCCAAAGAAUUUCGGAAGGAGGACUGCCUGGAUGUAAGGACAUAGUGACCACUGGUCAGUAUUCGGUGUGACUCGCACUGCCAGACAUGCUCACCGAGUCGUGGAGACAUUUUAUCUCCAUGUCCCAGUUUAUCUCAACAAAAGUCGUACAUGUACCUGCAGCCACAGUUGUGAUAUUUUUUGGUCUAUAAUACAUGUCCCAUAGGUUUUAACUGAUGCUUCAAGAAUCUGUAGAACAGACCGUUUCAAAUGUGUUCUGUAGAGACCAGAAUUUGUUCACAUGGAAUAUUUUUAUGAUAAUAUAGAUUAUAAAUAUUAAAAUGUAAAUAUUAAA